AGCCACUUCACCUACACGCUACACCUAUUAAAUUCUUCACCCCCAUCUCUCCAUUCCUACAUUGUAAUUGACAAUAAAAAUCUUGCCUCUCUAUAGGCUUUUUAGCCUAAACUACCUCUCUCUCUCUCUCUCUCUCUCUCCAAUGGCUGCUCAGUUUUUGUUGCUCCUCAGACGCCUAUACCUCACUCUUUACAAUUGGACCGUCCUCUUCGGAUGGCUUAAAGUCUUGUUCCUUGCUGUCCAGACACUCAGGGAGUCCGGCCAUGAACACGUUUACGAUGCCGUCCAACGAACGCUUCAGCUCGCUCAAACCGCCGCCCUCUUGGAGAUUAUUCAUGGUCUAGUGGGCCUGGUGAGAUCUCCGAUAUCAGCAACACUGCCACAGAUUGGUUCCAGGUUGUAUUUGACGUGGGGUAUCUUGUGGAGUUUCCCUCAGACUCAGAGUCACGUACUUGUGACCUCCCUGGUGAUCAGCUGGUCCAUCACCGAGAUUAUUCGGUAUUCUUUCUUUGGGAUGAAGGAGGCGCUUGGUUUUGCACCUUCAUGGCUCUUGUGGCUCAGGUAUAGCACCUUUUUGUUGUUGUAUCCGACUGGUAUUGCUAGUGAAGUUGGUCUAAUAUAUGUUGCCCUGCCUUACAUCAAGGCAUCUGAAAAGUACUGUAUAAGGAUGCCAAACCAGUGGAACUUCGCUUUUGAUUACUUCUAUGGCACAAUUGUUGCCCUCGGAAUUUAUGUGCCAGGCAGUCCUCACAUGUACAGCUAUAUGCUUGCGCAGAGAAAGAGAGCUCUCUCAAAAUCCAAAAGGGAGUAGAAUGGCAGCAAAGUUUUUUAACUUUAUUCUUAUUGUUUGUGUAAAUUUUUUUGUAGAAAGGUGGUAAGGCUAUCAUUAUUCAAUUUAAAUAUCAAGACACAUUAGUACAGCUUAGUGACAAUAAAUAUCGUUAUUCAAUUUAAAAAGAGUAGAAAUAUCACUAAGCUGUACUAAGAGUAGUAAUGCGGUGGUAAAAGGGUUGUAAGUUUAUAAUUACCCAUUUAAAUUUCAUGACACAUUAGUACAGCUUAGUGACAA
Messenger RNA from Juglans microcarpa x Juglans regia, 1069 nucleotides. Its product is annotated as very-long-chain (3R)-3-hydroxyacyl-CoA dehydratase PASTICCINO 2A-like. Gene Ontology annotation, cellular component: endoplasmic reticulum membrane. The transcript is spliced from 9 exons. Lineage: Eukaryota; Viridiplantae; Streptophyta; Magnoliopsida; Fagales; Juglandaceae. Gene Ontology annotation, molecular function: 3-hydroxyacyl-CoA dehydratase activity. The coding region runs from base 143 to 811 and encodes 222 amino acids. The record is from RefSeq and is a predicted model, not a curated record. Gene Ontology annotation, biological process: sphingolipid biosynthetic process; fatty acid elongation; very long-chain fatty acid biosynthetic process.